UCUCAAAAUCAGCUCUUGACCGCAUGGAAUGAAAAGAUUUGAUGGUUGCUUGUCAACUCGAGGUCCCAGACCGAUCAACCCCGUAGUUAAUCGCGCAUUGCCUGUUUCUCAAUCAGUACGGUGCGUUUCAUAUCAGGGGUACAUUUUGUCGUUUGAAUAUCAGGUCUUGAAUGUAUGCCAACAUACAGAUGCAGUCCCUAGAAUCCAAAGCAUUGCAGACCUUUGUGAGCUUCCUACAUGUAACAUCGAUGUCUCGUCCUCGUCCACUAGGCUAACUCACACUUCCACCUUACCCGUGAAGUUUUUUUCAUACCCCGAUGAUGAAUUAAAUUGAAGCCCGCUAGAGUUUUGACGUCUCCCACCUCCGCAAACGGGAAAAUGACGUCCUUAACUUCCACCUCGUCCGGCAAUCUCGGCCUACCCGCCAAUUCAUACAUCUACUCCAUCACCCCAUUGACCGCCCAGGUGGGAUUCAAGAGCUAUGCUCCUGUCUUGGGACCUGGUCGUAUGGCUGCCCUAUGUUCCGACGACUCCGUCCGAUUUUUCGAUCCGGAGCGGUGUUCAGCGGGGCAAUCAUCAUCCGGGUCAACAGCUCUGCAUAAUGUCAAUUCAAGCGUGACGGCUCUCUGCCGAUGGGCAGCGGACGGCGAAGAGUGUAAGAACAUUUUCACCACCGGUAGAGAUGGGUUGGUAAGGCUUUGGGAUCUGCGGAGCGGCAAGAAGAGCAUGGAGUUGUCGAGCCCGAAGAGCGUACCGAUGUCGGCGCUGGGAGCGAGCUAUGCAGGCAAUUGUAUCGCGGCGGGAAUGGAGUUGGAGAAGAAUGGACCAGCAGAAACGCUCUUGUUUCUAUGGGAUCCUAGAAAACCAGGCAGUCCCUCAGUCACAUUUGAGGAAAGUCAUACAGACACAAUAACAGAGAUCCAAUUUCAUCCAGAGAAACGGCAUUUAAUGCUCACCGGUUCUACAGACAGCCUUAUCAAUAUCUUCGAUAUCCGGCAAACGGAGGAAGACGACGCAUUGAUUCAAGUGAUCAAUCACCGCUCUGCCAUCCACCACUGUGGCUUCCUGUCCGAUGACAAUAUCUAUGGCCUGGGAACGGACGAGACUCUAUCUUUCUACACUCUGUCGGACCCCGAUUCCGAUCAACCCGAUCCGAACCCCGCACAGCUAGGAGAUGUCCGAGAGUCGCUGGAGUGUGACUACGUAGUCGAUGUGGUCCGAGCAGGCGGCGACUGGAUGCUCGUUGCCGGCAGCUUCACGGAGAAGCGAGUCGACCUGGUACCUCUUCGCGCUCCCAAUUCCAAAGGCUCUCUAUCAUGGACGCCGGAUACCGGUUCACGAGUACGCAUAUCCGGAGCGCAUGGCGAAGAGCUCGUGCGAGACGUGUACGCGGAGGUGGCCGAUGCAAACAACCCUAUCGUCAUCACCUGUGGGGAGGAUGGUUUUGUGCGGAGCUGGAAGUCAGGUUUGGAGAGACAAGGGCGUGAUUCGGUGGGGAAGAGCUCCGUUCAGAAAAGCAAAUCGGGCAAAUCGAGCGGCAAGGGGGAGAAGGCAAGAUUCAAACCGUAUUGAGAUUUGAGGGGCUAGAUGGAAGGCUAGAGGGACAAUUCAUGCCAUCCUACGGCCGUACUGCACGUAGUAUGAGUCACGACGCAGUCAACUCUGUAAUACAUAGUCUGUAAGUUAUGAAGAAUGUCAGGUGUGGUGUGGCCUGGUCCUGAUCAGCUCACGGUAGCAAACCGUGCACUGAAGCGGUUAUACAGAAUACUACCUACUUGGUUACCGUCAUAUGAAAGAGUGAGCUGUGACUUGUGAGAACGCAUCUGCGAACCAGGUCACUCGCGGGAAUAUGGAAUAUUAGAAGCAUAAAUGCCCGAAGGCUC
This is a messenger RNA of Eremomyces bilateralis CBS 781.70, 1883 nucleotides long. RefSeq names its product WD40 repeat-like protein. The transcript is spliced from 4 exons. Gene Ontology annotation, molecular function: protein binding. Lineage: Eukaryota; Fungi; Ascomycota; Dothideomycetes; Eremomycetales; Eremomycetaceae. Bases 379 to 1572 code for a protein of 397 amino acids. The record is from RefSeq and is a predicted model, not a curated record.